Messenger RNA from Prunus persica (peach), 1573 nucleotides. Its product is annotated as endoglucanase 4. Bases 38 to 1573 code for a protein of 511 amino acids. The transcript has 7 exons. Gene Ontology annotation, molecular function: hydrolase activity, hydrolyzing O-glycosyl compounds. Lineage: Eukaryota; Viridiplantae; Streptophyta; Magnoliopsida; Rosales; Rosaceae. Gene Ontology annotation, biological process: carbohydrate metabolic process. The record is from RefSeq and is a predicted model, not a curated record.
UUUGAUAAAUAAAAGUGGGUUGUGAAGAAAAGAAAAUAUGAGUAAAAUCAUGUGUACUAGUUACCUUUCAGGGGUGUUAAUAUUAGCUUGGAUGUUGACAAUGGCCGCAGCACAAAACUCUGGUUCGCAUAACUACGCUGACGCUUUGUCAAAGUGCCUUAUGUUUUUUGAAGGCCAAAGGUCAGGCAAGUUACCACCUUCACAACGAAUUACUUGGAGGAAAGAUUCUGGUCUAAAGGAUGGCUCUGAUGUUGGUAUGGAUCUUGUAGGAGGUUACUAUGAUGCGGGGGACAAUGUGAAGUUCAACUUUCCCAUGGCAUUCACAACAACAAUGUUGUCAUGGAGUGUUCUAGAAUUCGGACAAUUGAUGGGCUCGGAACUUCCACAUGCUCUAGAAGCCAUCAGAUGGGGGUCUGAUUAUUUGCUUAAAUCCACAAGUGUUCCUGAUUCUGUUGUUGGUGUGGUUGGUGACCCCAAUGGCGACCACACUUGUUGGGAAAGGCCUGAAGACAUGACCACCCCUCGAACCACUUAUGUUGUGAACAAAGAAAAGCCAGGAUCAGAGGUUGCAGCUGAGACUGCAGCUGCACUUGCAGCUUCUUCCAUGGUGUUUAAAGAUUCAGACAAAUUCUACUCAGCUUCGCUGCUUAAUCGAUCUAUCCAGGUGUUUGAAUUCGCAGAUAAGUAUAGGGGGUCUUAUAAUGACAGUAUUGGUGAGGGAGCUUGCCCUUUUUACUGUGAUUUCAGUGGCUACAAGGAUGAACUGAUUUGGGGAGCUGCGUGGUUAUACAAGGCUACUAAGAUACCACAAUAUUGGGACUAUGUCAAAAACAACAUACAGUUUUUGGGACCCACAGUAGUAAGAAAUAUAAAUGGCAUUCUUGUUGCGUCCUUAACUGGUGAUGUCACUGAAUUUGGAUGGGAUUCAAAACAUGCCGGCAUCAACAUACUUGUUUCUCAGGUGAGUUUUCAAGAGCAGUGUUAUGAUCCCAACAAUGCUAAUCCCUUUAUUCCCAAGGCGGACCAGCUUGUCUGCUCUAUUUUGCCUCAAUCACCUGCUCAAAAAUCAGUCACCUAUUCACCAGGUGGACUCUUGUUCAAGCCUGGAGGAAGUAACCUGCAACAUUCAACAUCCCUAUCAUUUCUUCUUAUGGCUUAUGCUGGCUACAUGAAAGCUUCCAACAAAGUGAUCGAUUGUGGCAAUAAUUUCGUUGUCACUCCAGCUAGCCUAGUGAAUUUCACCAAAGGACAGGUUGAUUAUAUACUAGGAAGCAACCCACUAGGGAUGUCAUAUAUGGUGGGAUAUGGGCAAAAGUUUCCUCAGAAAAUACAUCACCGUGGCUCAGUCAAUCCUUCCAUGGAAAACAACCUACAACAAAUGCAGUGCCAUGAAGGAGACUUGUAUUUCAAAAGCAACGAUCCAAACCCUAACAUAUUAGUAGGUGCAAUUGUGGGAGGGCCUGCCGAGGAUGAUACAUUUGAAGAUUCUCGAUCCAAUGUUCAACAAUCGGAGCCAACCACAUAUAUCAAUGCACCUUUUGUGGGUGUAUUGGCUAACUUUUUGAAAGGUUAA